Molecule: messenger RNA, 2522 nt
Organism: Engraulis encrasicolus (European anchovy)
Lineage: Eukaryota; Metazoa; Chordata; Actinopteri; Clupeiformes; Engraulidae
Gene: runx1
Product: RUNX family transcription factor 1
Exons: 7
Coding region: 619-2001 (460 amino acids)
Biological process (GO): ossification; regulation of cell differentiation; regulation of transcription by RNA polymerase II
Cellular component (GO): nucleus
Molecular function (GO): RNA polymerase II cis-regulatory region sequence-specific DNA binding; ATP binding; DNA-binding transcription factor activity, RNA polymerase II-specific
Source: RefSeq, a predicted model, not a curated record
CAUGGGACUGUGCGGACGUGUGUGAUCGGGUGUGCCCACUGGAUUAAGAAGAGGAUAUACCCAAACUGCUUUAUAAAAAAUACACUCUAGAAUUUCAAGACAGUGUCACUCAAAAGUUUUAAGGGUACAUAAACCACACAUUUGGCCAGCUGGACCUGAGAAAAAACAGUGGUGUGUGUGAAGGCUUGAAGCUUAAACUAGUGCGCCUGGAGACCGGUGUGGUGCUUUGGAUGUGUCCUCUCGCGCACCAUCACCAGACAGUGUGUGUCUUUUCGAGGAUUUGUUUGCAUCAUUCUCUUACUUUCGUUUCUACUGUGUCAAGCCGUUUCUGAGGGCUUUGGUUUUCCUCGUGUCGGAGACUAGCAUGCUCUACAGACAAGACCUCUCAUGAACGUGUUGUUUGACUUGGCGGCUGAAAGUUUGCUCCGAAACCUCACUGGAACCAACUCGCUCCAUUGGAUAUAUCAAGCCCACUAACGAGUGCAGUAGGCAAAUCACUCCAGACGCCAGUGUGGAAUCAGACGCGCUUUCAGAAUUUCGAGGACAUUUUUGUGGAAAGCCACCACUUUAAAAACCUUGGACGUUUUCACAAGGUCGAGACCACAUCAGGAAGAACAAAUGGUUUUUCUGUGGGACGCUAAGUACGACCCUGCCCCGGGGCGUCGCUUCACUCCCCCCUCCACCACUCUGGGGUCCGGCGGGAAGAUGAGCGAGGGUCUGCCCCUGGGCGCCCAGGAGAGCAGUGGUGCCGCCCUGGUGGGCAAGCUGCGCAUGGCAGACCGGAGCAUGGUGGAGGUGCUGUCCGACCACCCCGGAGAGCUGGUGCGCACAGACAGCCCCAACUUCCUCUGCUCCGUGCUCCCCACUCACUGGCGCUGUAACAAGACCCUUCCCAUCGCAUUCAAGGUGGUGGCCCUGGGGGACAUUCCCGACGGCACGCUGGUGACGGUGAUGGCGGGUAAUGACGAGAACUACUCGGCCGAGCUUCGCAACGCCACGGCCGCCAUCAAGAACCAGGUGGCUCGCUUCAAUGACCUGCGCUUCGUCGGACGCAGCGGACGAGGUAAAAGCUUCACGUUGACCAUCACGGUCUUCACCAAUCCUCCUCAAGUGGCCACCUACCAGCGUGCCAUCAAGGUCACCGUAGAUGGACCCCGAGAGCCGCGCCGACACAGACAGAAGCUGGAGGACUCGGUAAAGCCGGGCACGCUGGCCUUUUCUGAGCAGCUGCGCCGCAGCGCCAUGCGGUGUAGCCCCAACCCCAACGCAGGCCCGCACCACCGCAAUGCACUCACCACUCCCCCCUUCACCAGCCCCACACACACGCAGCUGCCUGACUCCAGGCAGAUCCAGACGUCUCCGCCCUGGUCCUAUGAGCAGCCGUACCCCUACCUCAGCCAGAUCACCAUGCCCACAGUUCACCCCACAACGCCCAUCUCACCCAGCCGCAACUCUAUCCACUGUUCUGAACUCACAGCGUUCAGCGACCCCCGCAUGACCCUGGAGGCGCGACCCUUCACCUCGCUGUCCUCGAUUUCCGACGGCCGCUUCUCGGACCCGCGCACGCACUACGCGACCGGGGCCUUCCCGUACCCCCCGACGCCCGUCACCAACGCCAUCGGCAUCGGCAUGUCGGCCAUGACGGGUGGCACGGGCCGCUACCCCACCUACCUGCCCCCGCCGUACCCCUCCAGCUCCCAGGGCCAGGGCGGUCCCUUCCAGGCCAGCUCCUCGCCCUACCACCUGUACUACAGCACGGCGGCCGGCUCCUACCAAUUCCAUUCCAUGAUGACGGGGGGAGCGGGAGGCGGGGGAGGAGCAGUGGGGGGCUCGGAGCGAUCGCCACCCCGCAUCCUGCCGCCGUGCACCAACGCCUCCACAGGCUCCGCCCUGCUGCACCCCUCGCUGCCCAAUCAGAGUGACGUCGGCGUGGAGACGGAGGGCAGCCACAGCAGCUCGCCCACCAGCAUGUCGGCGGAGGCGGUGUGGCGGCCAUAUUGAACUGCGGCCAUCUUGAGACUGAGCUGUGAUUGACAGCUGGGCAGCUCACGACUGUCCUCCAUUAGAGCAAUAGACUCCAAGUUAGACGUGUGACACCAGGACUGUAGAUUGUAAUAUGUUUUUUUUCCUUCCACAGAGGAGCAUGUAGGACUCAUCUUUUUGUUUUGCUAAAAGAGUUGUGGAUAGUUUGUCUUUUAAUAAUAUUAUUGUUGUUUUAAUUAUUUGUAAUGUCGUUUUAUCGUUGUUAUUGUUGUUUGCUAUUAUUGUUACUGUUAUUAUUAAUAUUAUUAUUAUUGCAACAAUUAUUUGAGGACUAUUGUUGGACCAUGUACGUCAAGACUGCUUCUGUUCACAUGCACAUGCAAGCACACAGAGAUACACGCACACACACACACACACACACACACACACACACACACACACACACACACACACACACACACACACACACACACAAACACACAUACACACACACACACACACACACACACACACACACACACACACACACACACACACAC